UAAUUUGCCACCACAAUACAGAAUAGUACCGCACACACGUACGAACACACACGAACACUACUCGCACUCAAGGUACAAUACAUGCACACACAAAUGAAAGACAAAUUUGAUUCAUGAACGAAGAUAUCGGAAGAAGUAGAUCUAGAGACAAGACUCAUGCCAGGUACUCCUCGGGGUGGUUUAAUAUGUAUGGACUUCUCUAAUCUUCCUAGCGCCUAGAAUAUAUCAUGGAUCGUACUUAACUGUUUAAGGUCAGGAGUAACAAGGACAGAUGACGACGUUAUAAUCGAGGUGAUCAUGACUUGACCAGAGGAUACAAUUCCACAUUCUUCUAUCAAGACGGCUUACAACACCAGAUUGCUAUCUCAGUCAACCAGGAGAUCUGAACAUUCAGACCCCACAUUAGAAAGAGACUUUAUACGGCAGUCUUUUGGGGGCUGAAGGGUGAUUAAUUCAUCAUUUGGAAGUCUCACUGUGUGAGAAACUGACCAGUGUGCAGAAACAAGGAACGUCAGGAUGACCAACAGUGGGUCAUCAUCCGUGGUCUGGGAAGCACUGGGGUGUCUGGCAGGUAUCGACUGGACCGCUCUCUUCUUUUGGUGUCUUAUCACUUUCUCUCUCUGCCUUGUCUCCAUUCUUCUCAUCAGUAUAUUUCUGCCUGUCACAAUAAAGGAAGAUGAAGGACUAACUACAGAUGGACCCGGGCAGCCACCUCAGGGACUAGAAGUCUUCCAACAACUCUUCUCCCAAAAGCUCCUGCCGAUAGAUUCCAGCACAGGUUGGCAGCUUAUAGGUGUCCAUCAUGAGCUCAGAUCUUGGGAGAAGAAGGUGGAGCUUGCAGGGAGCCUCUACAGUCUCCAUGGAUCUAGUGCUGUUGUAUCAUCUAAUGCAAAGGGUAUCUUGGAGACACUGAAAGACAUCACCAAGACCCAGGAAUGGGACCAUGAAGUAACAGAAUGCAACUACAUCACCUUCCCUACCACCACCGAUGCUGCCUCAGACCAUCCCCUGAUGGUAGAUGUAGUCAAUUUGAAUCUAGCUGCUAAACAGAAGACACUCCCACAAGAUUUCCUGGACAGGCUUGUUGCUUUUCUUGCCAUGCCCUACACCAUGCUGUCCAAUGGAUCUGGGUAUAUCACUACCGGGAAUGACCCCAAACCAGCUGUAGUUGCUAGGUCUUGGAAGAUGGAAGGAGAUGCAGCAGGUUGGAUGUUCAGUCGGACCGUGUUCAAGGGCAAAGGCCAUACAUUAGAUGAACUAUGGACGUACACUCUAGUACAACCAGCUACAGAAGAUGCCAACAAGAGCCUGAUGCAUCAUAUCACAUGCUCCGUGCUAUCUAAUAAAGACUCUUCACACUGUGAGAAACCAGCAUUAAGACUCGCUGCUCUCAAACAGUACUUUGAGCUGAAGCACCUUAAACUUAGCCCACUCUGCCAUUCCAGCCUUAAGCAUCUCACAAGCCACACCUUGCGAUCCAAAGCCUACACCAAUGGCACCUCGGACAAAUACUCUUCUUUGAGGAAAUCUCUUCCUGAUGAUGUCAUGCCUAUAUACAAUGGAUUGGAUGCCGAAGGCAAGUCGGACAGUCGAUUGACGGAGAGACUGGCCAUGAGUUGGCCAAGCGAUACACGCAAGCCUAGGGCAUCCAGUCUCAGUAUGUGGCAGGAUAACUCUUCCAGCGAUGAUGCAGGGUUUUAUAGUGAGAGGCAGCACAGGAGUCGUAGGCAGAGAGUCAAGAAGACAAUGAGUGCUGAUGUAACAGCAGGGGAAGGAGGGGGAAAGAAGGAUUCUUUGGAGAGAAAGACAGGGUCAUUGGAUAGAACCACUAGUGAGAAGGGAUUAGGAGGCCUAGAGGACAGUGGGGUUGUAGAUAAUAUGGCAGAGUACCAGUCAUUAGCUCAUCAAGGAGCACAGCUGGUAUUGGAGGAGAGUAUUAGAGCAGCUGGUAUCAAUGUGAAUGUUUCUGAAAAUGAUCAGAUGCAACAGACAGGGGGAUGGUCCUUUCACUGCCUUGAGAAGGAUGUGGUGAUAUUGAAGAAACCAAAGAAUGGAAAGUAUUACAGUUACCUUGGAAAGGGGAUCAUCAAAGCAUCUCCUGCCACCGUCUUCAAAGCCAUUAAAAAUCCGCGGACAAGGUUCACUUAUGAUACAAUGUUAAAGAAAAUGAACAUUGUGAAAACCUUCUCAGAAGACUUGUGUGUCUAUCACAUGGUCCAUGAAGUGCCUCAACUCUUGAAGAAAGAGUCAAGAGAUUUCUGUGUGCUACAAGUUUGUAAAGCAGUGGGUGAGCGUCACAUCGUGGCCUGCCGAUCCAUCGAGUGGAAAGACUGUCCAGAGGAAGGGUCAUUGGUCAGAGCUCAUAUGCUACCUAGUGGAUGGGUCAUUGAACCUGUAGGAAACCAGUACUCCAUGGUCACCUACAUUACUCAAGUUGCCUUGUGUGGUAAAGAUGUGCCAGCAGCCUUCAGUCAGUUCCUAUCAGUGAGAGUGCCGCUCAGCAUCGCUUAUCUUCGUCUCUUCAUGGAGGCACAGCUGCCUUGAACACUCUGUUAUGCCUCUAUCCUCACUCCUCCUCAUUCCUUCCAACAUGGUCAUUUCACCACUAUCUUCAGAGGUACCAUCCUACAAGGGUAGGAAGGGGAUACCGGUCGGACUAUUGGGGUAUCUCCUACCUUCCCUGUACAGUUAAUGUAUACAAUGACAUUUUCAUGUACAGGAAUUUUGCAGAUGAUAGGGAACAGACAUUUGUUGAAGUGUUGUUUUUACGUUAAUUUACACAGGCUACUUAUGAUACAUGCUUGCAAAUGAAUUGCCAGCUAAUUUUCGAGUGUGUUCUAAACUUUUGCAAAAAAUGAAGGCUUUUACAGAAAUCCAUCAUGUUUUGUAGUACUGUUAUGUAAAUAUUUUAUCAGACAACAUGGCUGAAAAAAUGUUUGUUUAUCUUUGAAAAUUAUCUCUUGAAAAAGUAAAAGAGCAGUUUUUCCCAAAGCAAGGAUUAAUUGAGGUUGAAUUAUUAUGACAAACUCAUUAUUUGCCUUAUUAAAGCUCACUUUCUUUAAAAUUUUGACAAUAAUUUGGCCCGGAAAGGGCUGAUGAUGUUAUUUAGUCAACUGAAACUCUCUGUAAUUACAUUCGAUAUUUAAAUCACAUAUUUCCUAGAAACAUGCCCUUUAGAAGAUAUACACAGGGUCAUUAAGUAUAAUUGGAAUUUUGCAGGAUAUCCCCUGUUCUUCAGUGGAAAGUAUGUUCAGCAUGUGGAAAGUAAAUAGGAAAAAGAGAAAGGACAGCAGAAGACUGAAGAGUAUAUUCUUCCUGCCUCAAAUAGUUGGUUGAGACUCAAUUAUCAAACAUCGGGCAGUUGUUGGAAAAGGCUUGUCUUAGUAGUCUGCUCAACUAUCAUCUGAUACAUUCAGGGAAACCUUUUCUCACUCUUUGUUUCUAUGUAAUACAAACAUUUCCUUGUAAUAUGAAACUAGAUACUUCUACAUUUCACCUUCAACAUUUCAAAUGCUCUAGACAAUAGAAUUUUUGUAAUUUUUGUAUUUGAAAUGUAAAAUGGAAUUCAAAUGUUCUCCAUUAGUUGCCCAUAUGUGGUAGUUUUCUGAGAGAUUUGAUAAAACAUUUUCCAAAGAGAGGUUUUUACCUUUAUGUAUGACUUUGAACUCUUAAUGUGCUCAGUCAGCAAUUUGUGUAAAAGUGGAAA
Strongylocentrotus purpuratus (purple sea urchin) is the source of this 3706-nucleotide messenger RNA. RefSeq lists its product as uncharacterized. Bases 517 to 2544 code for a protein of 675 amino acids. The transcript has 14 exons. The record is from RefSeq and is a predicted model, not a curated record. NCBI's taxonomy places the organism in Eukaryota, Metazoa, Echinodermata, Echinoidea, Camarodonta, Strongylocentrotidae. Gene Ontology annotation, molecular function: lipid binding.